UGCUGUUGCCGCCUGGUUGAAGCAGCGUCGUCGUCGUUGUUGUCGUCCCAAGCUCCUCAGUGGCCGUAUUUGUUGCUGUGUCGUCCGUCUUAACGCCUCCGACGUCGUCCAACUAGUUUUGUAGUUGUACAGCUCAGAAAAGCACACUCAAAUACAUAUGUAUGUACACACAAGCACACACACACACACUCAGCCACCCUGAGCACCUCUUUGCAUGUGGCCUGGUCUGUUACAGCUGAGCAUUGAGCCAAAAGCACAUUUGACUCAAUUUUGUGGCCACAGCUGCGGCCCCCUACAGACAGCCGGGCAUUCAGUCAAGCAGCGGCCGCCGCAAGGAGCACAUCUGCCCCUAAUGGAGACGGAACGACGCCAGUAGUAGCAGCAGCCGACAGCCGAUAGUCACCAAAAACUCGCACACCGCCGUUUCGCCAUAGAAAUCGAAAUCUUGCUGAACUUUUAAAGGCCCGCAAUUUCCUUUCGAGGCAGCUAGCUAUCUUUAAAGCUUAAACCAACUUGAAAUCAGUGAGUCCGAUGCGACCACACAAAAAUAAAAUACAACAAAUCAACAACAACAACAACAUCAACCAAGUGCUGUGCUUUAAUUAAUACAAAUACAUAGAUUUUUUAUGCUUUCUUGCUGCAAUACACUCGGCGCGGCGGGCAGACAGAAAAAUUAGACGGGCGGCAAUUUCGUUUUUUAUAUUCUAUAGAAUGUAUUAAAAUUUAAAUGUUUAAUUAGGAUAACAAAUUUAGUUGUUGAUACUUUUUUCCAAUUAUUUGUUAACGAAGUCGGUGUGGGCGUAAUAGACACUACUACAACAGCAACAACAACAACAACAAGAACAAGAACAGCAAUAACAUAGCUCCAGUCAGAAAGUGUGCCGUACAAAACGCCGUAACGUAAAAUGAAAUCAACGUAGCAACAAUAAAGAACAAACACACACAAAAUAAAAACGAAAUCAAAUUCUUGUGAUUAAAGUGCAUUUCUAAUAAGUAUAUUUAACUACAUACACCCACACACACACACACACACACACACACGCACACACGCCUACUCACAUCAUCAUACACAAGAAAGGGCAACGAAAAGCGGCGACAACAAUCGCUGCAUAUUAUUCCAAUUGGAGCACCUAAGCGGAGGGAUAAGCCAACUGCUGGACCGGGAGGAGCACCGACCUGUGUAAGACCCUGCUGUCCCGCAUCUAUGAAGAUGGAAGUGCUCUCCGUACAAAAUCACAUACAGGGACAAUUCGGUGUUAUUGGUGGAACAAAAGUUAAAGACUGGACGAGUCCAUUAACCGCACCAGCCACGACGGGAGCACCAGCUGGAGGACAACCGACAACGCCAACGGAAGUGCGUGCUGGUGCCGGUGUUGGCAUUGACGUGGACGUGGAUGUGAAUGUGGACGUCAACUUGAAUGUGAAUGUGGACGUUGUGGAUGGGCAUCCAACAUCAGUGUUGCACAUGCGUCAGCAUCAAGCGCUCAACACGCGUUCCCUGGCGCCUGCCAUGCCCACCAAGCAGGCGACGCAGCCAAUGGUGACGGCCAACUUUGAUGCUGGCCCAGCCCAUGUGAAUGGCGGCUCGGGUGCGACAACCACUCCGUAUCCACACCAUCAACAUCCCCAUGCCUACAUGAGCAAUGUGCUGGCCAGCGCCCAGAUGUCGAUCCCCGGUCCUGAGCCGGUGUCCUCAAUUCCGUCGCUGCCCGCCUCGCCCCUGCAGUCGACGGCGGGAGCGCGUUUCGGUGCCGCAGACAAUCUGGACGAUGUAAGCGCCACUUCUGUGCUCAAGCUCUCCAACCUGCUGCAGUCGACGCUGCGCGCCGCCAAGAGUCGCCACUUGGCCUGCACCGAGGUGACUCUGCCGGCUGAUCUCACGCACCGCAUUGCCGCCGAAAUCAUACGCAUGUCCGAGCGGGAGCCGUGCGGUGAGCGCGCCAGCACAAUUUUCAUUGAGUUCGAGAGCGAGCCGAACAAUGCGCGACACAUUGCCUCGUUCAAGGUCGAUCCGGACACGGUGUCGAUAUUCGAGCUCUACUUAACACUCAAGCAGGACAAGAGCGGCUGGACCUCAUUGCUUCCACAGUUUCUCAAAAAUCUUACGCGCAGCAAUACCAUCAUGAUCAGUCCCGACUUCACGUUGACCAAAAACAAGCUCUACUCAUCGGAGUGAUUUGGGAGCGAUUUUAGGACGUAGACCGGACGCUUCGCCCCACACUUUGAGUGUGUUUAUGUCUGUGUGUGUGUGUGUGUGUGUGUGUGUGGGUGCUGCUUACUCAAACUACAUCCCUCCGACCAACAAUAAUAAUAACAACAACAACUACAAAUGCAGCAGCAACAACAUCCAUAUUUUGUGAGCGUCCCGGAUCCUGAACGUCCUGAAAUCAAUCCCGUUCGUUUCUUCGUACACACACACCUUUGAUCUUAAAAGAACAACCAAAACCCAUAAAGAGGCAAACUUUGGACCACAUUUCUACUCCUCCAGCAAUUAACAAAUCAACUCGAGAACUAAAUAAGAAAAGAUUACUUUGAAGGAAAGAGAACACGUAAGCUCUAAAACAAAUCAACUGCAGUUGCAGGCAACUCAAAACUCUUAUUGGACUGACUUUUUGGCUUAAAAAGGUACUUUUUGAAAAACACAAACGAAUUAUUAACAACAAAAACAAAAAAAAAAUAAACUUAGAAACCAAAUUAAAUGAAAAACAAAUACAAAUAUUCAAAAUAUUGUAAAAUGUUAAAGCAAAAACAAAAAACUAAUAACAAAAACAAAACAAACAACUAAUUAAACAGUAAUUGGUUGCCCGCUGCUCGUCUUAAAUCAAAUGAAAACAACAACAACAACAACACCCAGAGCUAUCAGGCAGAGAGAUAGAUAGAGCGA
This is a messenger RNA of Scaptodrosophila lebanonensis, 2884 nucleotides long. Its product is annotated as protein charybde. The transcript has 3 exons. Gene Ontology annotation, biological process: apoptotic process; negative regulation of signal transduction; regulation of TOR signaling. NCBI's taxonomy places the organism in Eukaryota, Metazoa, Arthropoda, Insecta, Diptera, Drosophilidae. Bases 1205 to 2176 code for a protein of 323 amino acids. The record is from RefSeq and is a predicted model, not a curated record. Gene Ontology annotation, cellular component: cytoplasm.